Aspergillus homomorphus CBS 101889 is the source of this 1450-nucleotide messenger RNA. RefSeq names its product NRDE family protein. Gene Ontology annotation, cellular component: Golgi apparatus. The transcript has 2 exons. The record is from RefSeq and is a predicted model, not a curated record. Lineage: Eukaryota; Fungi; Ascomycota; Eurotiomycetes; Eurotiales; Aspergillaceae. Bases 323 to 1297 code for a protein of 324 amino acids. Gene Ontology annotation, biological process: protein secretion; Golgi organization.
GCGGUGGAGCUAAUCUGCCGGCCGUGUUUGUCGUCGGAUGACCUCAAGUGCCCAACAGUCGCCUCAUUUCCACGAUUCACCAGUCAUGCAACCAGACUUCCGACUCUGUUUUGAUCUUGAUAGCUUGCCUUAAUACUUGAAUCAACCAGGGGGGUCAGCCCAUACCGAUAGAUAUCUGAAAUUCAACCGCCUGGCUGUUCCACAAGCUCCAAUCUUCCCCUCAUACAAGUGCUGUCCAAGCUUUGGCCUGACAUCGCGGUCAAACUCCAAGAGGCUCGCCUUCCUGCUCCAUUUCCUACUUCAAUCACCAAGAUCUGCAACAAUGUGUAUUGCGCUAUUAUCAACCGCUCAUCCAUCCUAUUCAUUGAUCAUAAUUGACAAUAGGGAUGAAUACCUUCGACGACCAACAUCCCCUGCUGACUGGUGGCCAGAGCCAACAAGCGACAUCCUAGGCGGCCGAGAUCUAGCCCGAGCAACACAUGGGACGUGGAUGGGAAUAACUAGAGACGGGAAAGUAGCUGUGUUGACCAACUAUCGCGAGGACACAUCCGAACAGGCUACGGGAGCACGAAGUCGGGGUGUCAUUGUCAACAGCUGGCUGACCUCGGCUCCGGACCAGAGACAGUCGACCGAGGAGUUUGUGCAGGGAAUGGUUGCAAGUCCAUCUGCCAGGAAUGUCGGUGGAUUCAGUCUUCUGUGCGGAUACGUCAAUGAGCCCCUGGCUAUAGUUUCCAAUCGUUCCUCCACCAUGGAUCACAUUGCCUGGGUCGCCACCGAGAAAGGUCAGACACUAGGGCUCAGUAACACGGUUUUCGACGAUCGGUCUUGGCCCAAGAUCCUCCAGGGGGAAAGACUGAUGAAGGAAGCCAUUAACGAGCACGCACAGGCGGGGGAAGAGGAGGAUGCACUCAUCAAUAGAUUGCUCGAUGUGUUGAGUAUCAACACGCUACCCUCGCUUUCUGAAGAUGCUACCGCGGAGGACUAUCUUCCAUACUUCAGACAAAGCAUCUUCAUCCCAUUACUGGGAGCUCGCGAAAAGCCUAUCAAGCCCACCGACGAGAUGCCUGCUGGCUGUGUCGAGAGCAAGGCGGCAGGGGAUGGUUCUUCCAAGGAGCACGAUGCUUUGGACCACUCCUUCCUACAGGGGGCAUAUGGGACCCAGCAACAAACAGUAGUCCUGGUAAGUACGGACGGACGGGUGCGCUACUUUGAGCGUACGCUUUAUGACAAUGAUGCCACUGCCAUCCCGAUCGGUCAAGGCGAUCGAUCAUUCGAGUUCCAAGUCGGUCAACGCUGAGAAGGAGGACUCAAGCCUAUGGUGGUUGUGAUGCACUUGCCCGUACCUGGAUCUUUGCUCCGGCGCCCAAUAACCGUGGCUUUGUAAAUAGUGUGAUGGCUUUAAUAUCGAGAAUGCCAAAAUAGCAACUGAAUGGAAAUUACUGAACAGGCG